UACAAUUCAUCUAAAUGGUCACGAAUAUAUAUUUUUUUAAGAAAAAAUGUAUAAUCAAAAUCACAAGACCAACAUUAUCCGAUAAAUGUCAUAAACCUCUAAAUGAAAGUAAAUAUAUUUACACUAACACCAAUGCAUAUAUACGUAUAAGAAUCUCAAUAACACCAAAUAAUGGCGGAUUUAGCAAAGUUGUCGAUUGACUCCUAAGCCGGAACGUUUGGACUUGACCACACUAAGUUCGAACCUUGUCAAUGUUUUUCCUUUUUAACCUCUUAUACUUCAACUCCUCCAUUUUCUCUUCACCUUUUUCCAUUCUGCCAUGCACUUCCAUUCCAUGGCUGAUUCCUCCUUCGAGUUUAACAGCUCUAUUGCUAACUCAAGCCACCGUCACCGUAACCGUAACCGCAACAGCCACAGUCGCCGGCGCCGCCACCCAACUCCUGUCAACUCACACUAUGCUGCUUCUAGCUCUUUCACCACCCAGUUUAGCUCUCAAUACUACCCAAGUGGUGCGCCGGGAAGAAGGUCACGCCACCCAACUCCGGUGCCCACUACGCCGUUUGCCUCCGACAAUGAUGUGUCAUGGCAAGGUGAGGUGUCUUGGCAGUUUGAGCCAACGGGAUGGCAUGAAAGCCACAACCUGGGCUCUGUUCUAAGCCCGUGGACCGCUGCCGCCACUCCCUCGGAGAGUAACAGAGUUCGUCGUUCGGCCAAUGAUUACUAUCUUUCUCGGACGAAUGGCGGUUUUCGAACUUCGACGAAUUCACACUUCGAAUAUUCUGGCUUUCAUGGAGGCAGGAUUGAGCUUCAAAGCUUUGUUGGUCGAGACCAUAACACGAGCUCAUUCUUUGGUCGUGGCGUACAGAGCAAGUUGAGUACGAAAGACAGGCCUUUGGCUAACACAGAUGAGCUUAGUAUAGUUAAUUACGUUAUACCAGAAGAUGAACAAGAUCAUCAUCAUCAUCACCAUGGAAUGUUGUCACAUGCAGGACAUGACCAAGAUCCACAUCUUCACCAUGGUUAUGAUUCAUGGCCUUCUGCUAGUCAAUACCGUACUGAUGAUAAGUCUGGUAUUGAUGGUAGUCGAGUUUCAGAUAGUGAGGAUGAUGAAGAAGAAGAUGAUGAUGGCCCAGCAAAGUCAGUUGGGCUAUUGAGCUUGUUUAAAUAUUCAACCAAGUGGGAUAUUGUUCUUAUUUUUUUGGGUUGUUUGGGGGCUCUUAUAAAUGGAGGCUCACUUCCUUGGUACUCUUAUCUCUUUGGAGAGUUUGUGAAUAAAAUUGCUGAAGAUCAUUUGGAUGGUAACACCCGAAUGAUGAAAGAUGUCCUUAGGAUAUGCUUGUUUAUGAUGGGACUAGCAGCAUUAGUGGCGGUUGGAGCAUUCCUGGAGAUAACAUGUUGGAGAUUGGUGGGGGAGAGGUCAGCACAAAGGAUAAGAAAAAAAUACUUAACAGCAGUUUUGCGACAAGAUGUUACCUUUUUUGAUACACAAAUCAGUACUGGUGAUAUAAUGCAUGGGAUUUCAAGUGAUGUUGCUCAAAUCCAAGAAGUCAUGGGAGAGAAGAUGGCACACUUCGUUCACCAUAUAUUUACCUUCAUCUGCGGAUACGCAGUUGGGUUUUCACGGUCAUGGAAAGUAUCUCUAGUCGUCUUUUCUGUCAUCCCGCUGAUGAUGUUCUGUGGCAUUGCUUACAAGGCUGUUUAUGUUGGUCUAACAUCAAAAGAAGAGGUUUCAUAUAGGAAAGCCGGUAGUGUAGUGGAACAAGCUAUCAGUUCAAUCAGAACUGUAUUCUCGUUUGUGGCAGAAGAUCAUUUGGCUGAAAAAUAUGCUGAUUUAUUGAACAAAUCAAUCCCCUUUGGAGCAAAAAUUGGCUUUGCUAAGGGUGCAGGUGUGGGAGUUAUCUAUUUGGUUACAUAUUCAACAUGGGCAUUGGCUUUCUGGUACGGCUCUAUUUUGGUUGCAAGAAAAGAGUUAUCAGGAGGUGCUGCCGUUGCUUGCUUCUUCGGUGUUAAUCUAGGAGGAAGGGGCUUGGCAUUGUCACUGUCAUACUUUGCUCAAUUUGCUCAAGGUACUGUGGCAGCAGCCCGAGUUUUUGAAGUCAUUGAUAGAGUUCCAGAGAUAGAUCCCUAUAGCCCAGUGGGAAGGACCCUGCAGAAUGCCCGAGGAAGGAUUGAGUUUAAAGACGUUAAUUUUUCAUACCCCUCUCGUCCUGAUGCUCAAAUUCUCAGCUCCUUUAAUCUAGUAAUUCCAUAUUCGAAGACCUUUGCACUGGUUGGCGCUAGUGGUGGCGGCAAGUCUACCCUUUUUGCUCUAAUUGAGAGGUUCUAUGACCCCAACAAGGGUAUAGUCACCCUGGAUGGUCAUGACUUGAGGACACUGCAAGUUAAGUGGCUAAGAGGUCAGAUAGGUAUGCUCGGCCAGGAGCCUGUUCUCUUCGCCACUACCAUACUAGAAAAUGUGAUGAUGGGAAAGGAGAAUUGCACCGAGAAAGAGGCAAUUGCAGCUUGUAUAGCUUCCAAUGCUCACAGCUUCAUUUCCACCCUUCCACAAGGCUAUGACACUCAGCUUGGAGACAGGGGAACCCAACUUUCUGGUGGUCAGAAGCAGCGCAUUGCAUUGGCUCGAGCCAUGGUUAAAGACCCUACAAUCCUUCUCUUGGAUGAGCCUACUAGUGCCCUGGACCCGGAAUCUGAGGCUGUAGUCCAACAGGCCAUUGACAAGAUUUCGUUAGGCCGAACAACCAUUGUCAUUGCUCAUAGGCUAGCGACUGUGAAAAAUUCUCAUGCCAUUGCUGUUCUUGAACGUGGCUCCGUCGCUGAGAUUGGUAAUCACCGUCAGCUAAUGGAAAAAGCUGGAGCCUACUAUAAUCUUAUCAAGCUUGCUUCUGAAGCAGCCCCAAAAACUUCAAUGGAAGUAAAAGGUAUCGCAAAGGUUAUGCAGUUUCCUGCUUAUGACAAAUCAGUACAUGACGUAUCAAGAUCAAAGUAUUCGUACGAAAUAUCAUUGUCAAAGAACUUCAAAUCAAUGCAAGAGGGAAAUCGAGCAGAGGAAGAAGAACAAAAACCAAAUCUAAGAAACUUUCAGUUUAAAGAGAUAUGGAAGUUGCAAAGACCAGAGCUUGGAAUACUCAUCUUAGGAUUUAUUUUAGGUAUGCAUGCAGGUGCAAUUCUAUCUGCUUUCCCAUUAGCUCUGGGACAAGCCCUUGAGGUUUACUUUGCUAAUGAACCAUCCAAGAUUAAAAGAAAAGUUGGGAAUCUUUGUUUGAUAAUUGUUGGACUUGGUUUUGGGUGUAUAAUCUCCAUGACUGGGCAACAAGGUUUGUGUGGUUGGGCUGGAACAAAGCUCACAGUGAGGGUUAGAGACCUCUUGUUUAGAUCAAUAUUGAAACAAGAACCUGGUUGGUUUGAUUUUGAAGAGAACUCUACUGGAGUACUUGUCUCUAGGCUUUCCAUUGAUUGUGUAAGCUUUCGAUCAGCCCUUGGAGAUCGGUUCUCAGUCUUGUUAAUGGGAUUGAGUUCAGCUGCAGUAGGUCUUGGUGUAUGCUUCUAUCUUGAAUGGAAACUAACCCUUUUGGCGGCAGCUCUCACUCCCUUCACCCUCGGUGCAAACUACAUAAACUUGAUUAUAAAUGUUGGACCAAGACUCGACAACAAAGCAUAUGCCAAAGCUAGCAAUAUUGCUUCUGGAGCAGUCUCAAAUAUAAGAACUGUCAUAACAUUUUCAGCUCAAGAACAACUAAUUAAGUCCUUUGAUCUAGCUUUAUCAGAACCGAAAGAAAAAUCGGUGAGAAAGACGCAGAUUCUAGGCCUAAUACUUGGGGCAUCUCAAGGUUCCAUGUAUGCAGCAUAUACCAUAACUCUUUGGUUUGGGGCAUAUCUUGUGAAUGAAAAGGAAACAAACUUCGGUGUGGUUUAUAAGAUUUUCCUCAUCCUUGUUCUGAGCUCAUUUUCUGUUGGACAACUAGUUGGCCUUGCACCAGACACUUCUAUGGCCGCUACAGCAAUUCCAGCUGUUUUUAGUAUAACCAACCGCAGGCCAUUGAUUGGAAAUAACAGAGGGAAGGGUAAGAAGAUCGAACGGUCGAAACCAUUUGAUAUUGAGCUCAAAAUGGUAACAUUUGCAUACCCAUCUAGGCCUGACGUGGUUGUGCUGAGGGACUUCUGUUUAAAGGUCAAAGGAGGUAGUAUGGUGGCAUUGGUGGGGGGAAGUGGUUCAGGAAAAUCCACCGUUGUAUGGCUGGUACAAAGGUUUUAUGAUCCAAACCAAGGGAAAGUGAUGAUUGGGGGUGUGGAUUUGAGGGAGAUUGAUGUUAAAUGGUUGAGGAGGCAAACAGCUUUAGUGAGUCAAGAACCUGCUUUGUUUGGUGGGACUAUAAGAGAGAAUAUUGCAAUUGGAAACCCAGGGGCUUCAUGGGGUGAGAUUGAAGAUGCUGCAAGGGAAGCUUACAUUCACAAGUUCAUUAGUGGCCUCCCUCAAGGUUAUGAAACUCAGGUUGGAGAGAGUGGAGCCCAACUAUCAGGUGGUCAAAAGCAAAGGAUAGCCAUAGCAAGGGCCAUAUUGAAGAAUUCAAAGGUACUGCUACUAGAUGAAGCGAGUAGUGCAUUGGAUUUGGAAUCAGAAAGACAUGUCCAGGAGGCAGUGAGAAAACUUUCCAAGCGAACCACGACCAUAGUAGUGGCUCAUCGGCUUUCAACCAUUAGAGAAGCUAAUAUGAUAGCAGUGGUGACCAAUGGUAAGGUGACCGAGUAUGGAAGCCAUGACACACUCAUGGCCUCCCAUGUCAAUGGAGCAUAUGCUAGCUUGGUUCGUGCUGAGACUGAAGCCAAUGCAUUUUCUUGAGCUACUUAAAUCUCAGUCAUUAACUUUAUUUAAAAAAAAAAUCACUAAAUUCUAAAUAUAAACACCUUGUAAAGUUUUCUCCCUAAGGUGUCUUUUGAAGUCCUCGUAGAGGAAGUAAAGAGUAUUGUUUCAGUUUUCGUAAUUGCAUAUUUCAUUUAAUACAACUAUUUUUUUUAAAAUUGUAUUCAUGACUUUUAAAGUUAUUCCAAUAUGUUUGUAAUGAAUUUAAAUUUAACUCCAUAUUAUCCUGUGAUAUAACUAAAGUAUAAAAUAAAUGAACAUAUUACAUAUAUAUGGGAUUCCAAACAUUAACCAUUUAUAAUUUUUCUUCCAUAUUUUGCUAUCUUUUUUACCUCAACAAAUGUUCAUGUUCUGAAAACAAUUUUUUUUUAGGCAA
Messenger RNA from Humulus lupulus (European hop), 5234 nucleotides. RefSeq names its product ABC transporter B family member 19-like. Bases 320 to 4837 code for a protein of 1505 amino acids. Gene Ontology annotation, biological process: transmembrane transport. Lineage: Eukaryota; Viridiplantae; Streptophyta; Magnoliopsida; Rosales; Cannabaceae. The transcript has 9 exons. Gene Ontology annotation, cellular component: membrane. The record is from RefSeq and is a predicted model, not a curated record. Gene Ontology annotation, molecular function: ATP hydrolysis activity; ATP binding; ABC-type transporter activity.